CCACCGCCUGGUCCGUUACGCUCGUCACGGCGUCGCGUCAUCAGGAAGCGACGGGGAAAUGACAUGAGUCUGCGUCCUUCAACGCUCCGCGGAUCAACGCUUACAAAAGUCACGUUUUUUUGGAGUUUUCGGUGAAUUUUCGGACUUUGCUGCGAAGCCGAACGCAGCCGAAGCGGCCGCCGGGACACGUCCUGUCAUCCGGACGCACUGAAGUUUCCUGUCGGUCAGAGGGGAUUUGGUGCUUUUCUCCAGCGGGCACAGUCAGGGCCGUCCCGGCACGAUGGCGGCUCCGAGCUCGGCGGAGAGGAAGGCCUGCUGGAGCGCCAGGGACCGCCUGUGGAAAUGUCUGGACGACAACAACGACCAGGCCUCGUCCUGCCAGGACGUCCAGAGGGAGUUUGAGGCCAGCUGCCCCGCUCAGUGGGUGAAGUACUUCACAAAGCGGCGAGAUUACCUGAAGUACAAGGAGAAGAUGCAGACGGAGGGUUUCUCGCCCGCCGACGGCCCCCAGCAGCCCUCCUAACCCCCCCGACCCCCCGACCCCCCGCCCCGCCCGGGGAAGACUGGAGCGGAGGCUUUGUGUCCAUCAACACAUCCGCCGUCCUCCGUCGUCCUCUCUUCUUCUUCUGUUUAUUUGUGUGGUGAUGAGGUUUCUGUGGGCGGAGCCUCGCUGCCGUUUGGGAUUUCACUCUGAAGUUUGGAUCCGUCGCCUCCUGCAUGGAGAAGAUUUCACACGUAAUUUAAAAAAAAAAAAAAAAAAAAAAAAAAAAAAACAAUGAAAGAAUCUCGCCUUCAGCAGCUUUUCGUAUUUAAAGUGAUCGUUGUGGUUCUAUUUUCUCCUCUGCGUGAGUUCGGCAGCUCCUCCAGGGUCGAGCUGUCAGCGCCUCCCUGUGGAGAGGACGAGCGCUGCGCCGGGACAAAACCCACGUUUGUUUGGGAUUCAGCGUCCGCGCUCUUUAGAAUCCCUCCCGCUCGCUAACCGGUGGAACUGCUUUGUCUCUGUAUCCCUACGCCACUGGUAGGUGAAGCUGUGUGCGUACCAAACGCCACGAGGCGGCCCGAAAAGCCACGACUGUCACUUUAACACCGCAAAAUUAGUUUUGAGAUCGUGCAAGAGUGAUAGUUUGUUGUUUUUUUUUUUUUUAAAUUUACAUUUGAAUGGGGGCAGGGCUGAUGGUUACGGCGGCGUAUCAGGGCCACUGUGGAGGAAAAUGUCAAGAGACAAGGGAGGGGGAGGGGAAUAUUCCAGAAAAAACUCAGAAUUUCUGAGAUUAAAGAAAUAAAUUUACAAGAAAAAAUAACUCUAUAUACGUUUUGGUCAAGAAACCUUGAAAAAAAAAAAAAAAAAGUAAAAGAAAAACUUUUUCCUCCAUAAAUUUGACUAUAUAAACUCAGAAUUUUCAAGGUUUUUUU
Messenger RNA from Myripristis murdjan (pinecone soldierfish), 1413 nucleotides. RefSeq names its product cytochrome c oxidase assembly factor 6 (gene coa6). The record is from RefSeq and is a predicted model, not a curated record. Bases 281 to 523 code for a protein of 80 amino acids. NCBI's taxonomy places the organism in Eukaryota, Metazoa, Chordata, Actinopteri, Holocentriformes, Holocentridae. The transcript has 3 exons. Gene Ontology annotation, biological process: respiratory chain complex IV assembly; mitochondrial ATP synthesis coupled electron transport. Gene Ontology annotation, cellular component: mitochondrion.